CCGUCUCCUCCGUCCGCUGCUCCACAUGUAAUUGGACACCUCGGGAAGGCAUUUGAACGUGCUCUUGGCAGCAGCUCUACUUGUUUGUCUCGGAGGAAAAAUGGAAAGCGCUAGAAGAAACAAUACUUGUGCCCCUCUCAAUGUGUACGAACAGCAGAGGAAUGCAAACAUUGCAAUUGUUGAUGCGAAGCUAAAAUCUCUUAAUAUCCCUAGGCUCACAAAAGAGUUGAAGGAUCAACCUAAGAAAAGGAAAAAGAGAACUCACACAGUUGUUACUGAAACUGAAGCCCAUAAUUUGCGUCCAAGGCCACCAAGAAAUUCAGUUGAGAAUGCAACUGAGGAGAUUGAUGAAGAUCUGGAUUGUGAAACAACUGGGGACUUUUUAUGUCCCAAUGAAGAUAUUCCACGCAAGAAAUUGGAGGGAGGGGUAUCACUAGAAUGGAAGAAGUAUUUGCAAGGACACCUGAUAUGGCAAAAGUGAAAGUGGAUCUUAAUGAAUUUGAUCAGCCUGUAGGGUCACGUGCUAGGGAGCUUGCUAGUGUUAUUGGUUGUUUGGUGAGGAAGAUAUCAGUUCAGUGCUCUGAUUGGAGGCUUGUUGAUAUUAAAAAGAAGGAUGCACUUUGGAAAGAAAUAAAGGUUCGCACGAAAACUGCCAAAGCAAAUCGUGCUAAGUUGGCCAUACAUCAUACAUCAGGCACCAAGAGCUUUGCUCGUGCUAGACAUGAAUUGGGUCGUUUGCUACAACGCCCUCCUCGACGAGAUGAAGUAUAUAUUAAAACUCAUACAAGAAAAAAUGGUGUUCCUACAAAGAAUGCAGAACCAAUCAUUAACAAACUUAAAGAAAUUGUUGAAGCCUGCCCGGAGUUGAAGGAAAGAACAAUUGAACAGGGCGAUGCACUUGCUGCUGCUUGUGGUGCAAAGGAGCCAAGAGGGCGUGUACGAGCUUUGGGUCUAGGACCAACUCCUCAAGAUAUCGGCGUAGCAGGAUUGAAGUGUUACCAAUCUACAAGAUUUCAAAUGGAAGUUUUGGCCCGUAAAGAAGCUGAACAACGCAUAGCUGAACUAGAAGAGCAAAUGAAAAGGCAAGAGGAAAGGCAUGCAGAGGAAAGGCAAAAUUUUAUGGAAGUCAUGUCACAUAAUGGUUCUAAUUCACGCCAACAUGUGAGCCCAAGGUCUAUAGAAAAUAUUGAUGCACAUCAUCAUGAUGCUCAUUUUGAAGAAGAUGCAGAUUGCGGAGAUAAUGAAGAUCAUGAAGAAUGUCCCGAGGAAGAUGGAUACUUGUUUGUACGGAGGCAUCUUGCAGCCCAAGUUAUGCACUUUCAUCAACAUAGCCCCACUAGUGCAGCCAAUACAGUACAGACCCAUGCAACCUCACCCCAUCAAUGCACCCCCAAUGAUACAACCCUUGUUACGCAGCGCCAUGCAUUCUUCUCUGGUAAACGCUUCGCCAACAAUGCAGCCCCUACGGUCCAGCACGGUGCAACACAUGAAGAUCAGCCCCAUGCAACCUCAUCCCGUCAUUGUAUCCCCGACAAUGUUCUUCCUGCAGUCCAGCCCGAUGCAACCCAUGAAGUGCAACCCGAUGCAGCAAAACAAGCAAAACACGUGCAACCCCAUGUUGGAAUGAAUGUGAUAUUAUAUGAAGUGGUGAGAUCCAAUGCACGUGUGGCUCUCGGAACAAUUGUUUCAACAAAUCCUAAAACCAUUAUUGGAGGUGUAGCACUUGGAAAGCAAUAUUGUGAAGUUAUUGUUAAUCAUGUGCUGAAAAGGGAUGCAGCUCUGCCUCGCACUUAUCCUGGUGUCGAAAAGAUGGCUGAUGCUCAUAAGUUGUCGAUUGCAUGGCCAUACAACAGAGUUAAGCAGCAGGCAUCAAAAUUGCCUCAAGCUAUUUCAGAAGGGAGAGAGAAGAGCUAGAACUCAGGUGGGCAGUCUAUAUGUGACUUCUACCUUUUUCUAUAGAGGUGGAGGGUGGCCUUUUGGAGGUGUACAUGAUGCAUGCUGGAUAAUGACACCAGGAAGCCAACAUGACAUUUUGCUUUUGAUGAGAUAGAGAUGAGGCAUUUUGUAAUCAAUCUAGUUACAUUGUGCAAGCAAACAUAUGACUUGUGCUUGCCAUUUGACCUAGCUAGGUUGUAUGUGUGCGUGUCCUUUUGUAAUGAUGACAUAUCAUGUAUCAAGAUGAUCUAGAACUUGAUCUAUUGCUAAAUGUUGGCUUCAAUGAAGACUUGAGAGAUACCUUUAUCUAAUAUAAUGUGGUUAGUGUUGUGGG
Molecule: messenger RNA, 2269 nt
Organism: Sorghum bicolor (sorghum)
Lineage: Eukaryota; Viridiplantae; Streptophyta; Magnoliopsida; Poales; Poaceae
Exons: 12
Coding region: 439-1914 (491 amino acids)
Source: RefSeq, a predicted model, not a curated record